CUGGGAAGCCCAGCAGGAGCAACCAUGGCCUGGCCGCAGCAAAGACCUGGUUGGUGUUGGGAGAAGAUGUCCCAUCUGAAAUGGAGGUGACUGAGGGCACUGGAUGCCGGCUGCGCUGCCAUGGGGCUGUGGCUGCUGCCCUGCCUUGCUCGUCUGCCCACUGCUGUGAUCUACGGCUCCCUGUCGCUGUUUGUUUCCAUUCUGCACAACGUGUUCCUGCUGUACUAUGUGGACACCUUUGUCUCUGUUUACAAGAUUGAUAAACUGUCCUUCUGGAUAGGAGAGACUGUGUUUCUGAUCUGGAACAGCCUCAAUGACCCUCUCUUUGGCUGGCUGAGUGACCGAGUCUUCCUUAGCACGCAGCAGCCAGGAGCGGAGAUCUCCUCGCCAGAAGUAGUUYUGAAGAGACUCAGGGCACUAAGCCACAAUGGGCCCCUCUUUGCCAUCUCCUUCCUGGCAUUCUGGGUAGCCUGGGCUCAUCCUGGCGUGCAGUUCCUGCUCUGCCUUUGCCUCUACGACAGCUUCCUCACCAUGGUGGACCUCCAUCACAAUGCCUUGCUUGCAGACCUGGCUGUUUCGGCAAAGGACAGGACGAGCCUCAACUUCUAUUGUGCCCUUUUCAGUGCCAUAGGCUCGCUCUCUGUCUUCAUGUCCUAUGCAGUGUGGAACAAAGAAGACUUCUUCUCCUUUCGCGUAUUUUGUGUGGUGUUGGCCCUCUGCUCCAUCGUUGGCUUUACCUUGUCAACGCAGCUGCUCCGCCAGCGGUUUGAGGCUGGUGGGAAAGCAAAAUGGGACCAGGAAUCAGCGCUGAAGGAGCUGUACAUUGAGAAACACUCAGUCCCCCAGGAGAAGAGGAUCACCCUGGCAGAGUAUCUCCAGCAGCUCUCCCGACACCACAACUUCCUCUGGUUUGUCUGCAUGAACCUUGUCCAGGUUUUUCACUGCCACUUUAACAGCAACUUCUUCCCUCUGUUUCUGGAGCACCUGCUGUCAGACCAGAUCUCUGUCUCUACUGGAUCCUUCCUUCUAGGUGUCUCCUACAUCGCCCCUCACCUCAACAACCUCUAUUUCCUGUCACUGUGCCGCCGCUGCGGGGUGUACGCGGUGGUGCGAGGACUCUUCUUCCUCAAGCUGGCUCUCAGUGUUGCCAUGUUUCUCGCAGGACCYGAUCAGGUCUAUCUGCUCUGCAUCUUCAUUGCCAGCAACCGAGUGUUCACAGAAGGGACGUGUAAAUUGCUGAACCUGGUGGUGACCGACUUGGUGGACGAGGACCUGGUGCUGAACCGCCGGAAGCAGGCGGCCUCCGCGCUGCUCUUUGGGAUGGUCGCUCUGGUCACCAAACCGGGCCAGACCUUCGCCCCUCUGAUUGGCACCUGGCUACUCUGCGCAUACACGGGCUAUGACAUCUUCCAGCGUGACCCCUUGAGCAACGUGGUGAGYGCCCGGCCGAAGCUGGCGUCGGACGCUGCCUGGGAGCCGACCCUUCGCCAGGGCUGUUUUUACCUCCUCGUCUUCGUGCCCAUCACGUGCGCGUUGCUGCAGCUCCUCAGCUGGUCUCAGUUCAGCCUGCAUGGGAAGCGGCUGCAGAUGGUGAAGGCUCAACGCCAAAGCCUGACUCAAGGCCGAGCUCCAGAGGUCAAAAUGAUCUAGGGAUGAGUGAGCCUGUGGCACAGGGUCCUGUUCUCUGGCUCCAGGACUGCAGCUGGGGCACAGGGAGCAGUGGCUGAGAGCCCCAUGUUUACGAUUCAGCUGCASAGUGUUGCAGUGCCAGUGUUUACCCCUGCCAGGAGCAGGGGAAGGCUGAGGCCCUUUGGCAUGUGAGCAGCAGGGCAGGGGGCUGUGCCUGUAGGAGGGUCUUCUCCCUGCCUGGUUCCAUUCCUGGCUCCCUGGGAGCAGAGCUGUCUGUCCCAGGGUGGGAGGCACCAGGCUGCAGUGUGUGAUGGAGCCCCAGCRGCUCAGCAGGAGGGCACUGCCCUGCGAGUCCUUCCUUGCUCCAGCCCUGCAGUGUCAGGGAGUGCACUAGGAGGCUCCAGAAGAAGCAGGUGACCAGGGGGUAAUUUUGGGACAGUGGGAGGAGCAGGGAUGAGAGCCCUGAAGGCUUUUCCCUGGAGCUGGUACAACUGCUCCCAGCUCAUGCUGUACUACUUGGACCAAACUUGCACUGAGGCAUUUCUUGUUCCCAGGACAGCAUCCUGCACAGCCAGAGUCCUGUGGCUGUUUUUGUGCUGAGGCUUCCUCUUAAGCGGCCUCACAGAAUUGUCAGUGGGCUGGGAAAGGUGGUGGGCUUGAACUGGGCUCCGAGCCCCAAGCUGCCUCAACCUGUCUGGGCAAAAGCAGGUCAGAGCUYUGCCAGAGCAGGCUGGGCUGGCAGCUGCCUACCCUGUGCCCUCCUGUGGGGAGGGAGGCCAGGGCAGUCCUUCAAGGCCCCAGACACCAACCUCUCUGYUCAGCCACCUCCCCAGGUUCUCUACCAGGUCCUGUAGCCAACAAACUUGCCCUCUUGCCUCAGGAUCCGGCUGCCUUCUGCCUUGGACCAAGACGCAGUGAAGCUGUUGUGGUUCCUGCUGCAAGGCUGCUGUAGCCCGUUAUGGUUAAGUCAUUUGUGUGACUUUUAACAWGAAGGUUUGAGACUAAUUCAUUCCAUAAAUUAAAGAUGAUCUUUUCUGUA
Molecule: messenger RNA, 2668 nt
Organism: Nothoprocta perdicaria
Lineage: Eukaryota; Metazoa; Chordata; Aves; Tinamiformes; Tinamidae
Gene: SLC68A1
Product: major facilitator superfamily domain containing 13A
Exons: 9
Coding region: 121-1650 (509 amino acids)
Source: RefSeq, a predicted model, not a curated record